AUGAGGACCCUCCGAUACGUGCCCGAAAGCUCCCAAGACAAAAUUAUCUCUGAUGAAGAUGUCUUUGAAACACUACUGAAAAUAUUUAAAGCUCUGUUCAUAAAUGACUUCAGUAGACAAGCACAUAUUUUGGCCUUACUUCCAGAAGUCAGGUGUCAAUAUAUGAAAUUACUGACUGUUGAGCAGAAGCGAUCAAAAGUAGAUUCAUGUAACCAUCAGAAUCAACAUGUGUUUAGUCCAGAGGAAGUUCUGUUUAAUACACUGGGGUUCAGUAUUACUCGAGACCGUAGUUCCCUGGUGUCUGCUGGAACAGGAGUCUUUGUUACCAAAGGUUUUGUACCGAAAGGGACGCUUGUAUCCAUGUAUCCUGGUACAGUAUACAGAAAGCAUGAGCCCAUCUUUUUCCAGUCCCUUGGCAAUCCCUUUAUUUUCAGGUGCAUAGAUGGCAUCCUUAUUGAUGGGAACGAUAAAGGACUUUCAAGAUCAGUGUACAGGUCUUGCAGCAGGAGAGAUCAGCUUGGCCCAUUUCAAAUGAGCGACGAGAGCUGGCUCACAUCUGCCCUGCAAAACCCACUGGCCGUGGGACAGUAUGUCAACAACUGUUCACAUGAAAAAGCAGCCAACGUGUGUUAUCAGGAAUUUGAUGUGCCGGGAUAUUUUCCAGUAGAACUGAAACAGUAUCUUCCAAACAUCGUCUACAGCCAUGACAUAGAGAGCCAGCUGAGGUGUGUAGUGCUUGUCACUCUCAGAGACAUCAAGCAAGGAGAAGAACUUUUUUCUAAUUACUACACUGUUGUUAACUGA
Molecule: messenger RNA, 804 nt
Organism: Charadrius vociferus (killdeer)
Lineage: Eukaryota; Metazoa; Chordata; Aves; Charadriiformes; Charadriidae
Gene: SETD9
Product: SET domain containing 9
Exons: 6
Coding region: 1-804 (267 amino acids)
Molecular function (GO): protein binding
Source: RefSeq, a predicted model, not a curated record